This is a messenger RNA of Saprolegnia parasitica CBS 223.65, 1590 nucleotides long. RefSeq lists its product as hypothetical. The transcript is spliced from 7 exons. Bases 45 to 1517 code for a protein of 490 amino acids. Lineage: Eukaryota; Oomycota; Saprolegniomycetes; Saprolegniales; Saprolegniaceae. The record is from RefSeq and is a predicted model, not a curated record. Gene Ontology annotation, biological process: xenobiotic detoxification by transmembrane export across the plasma membrane. Gene Ontology annotation, cellular component: membrane. Gene Ontology annotation, molecular function: antiporter activity; xenobiotic transmembrane transporter activity.
GACGCAAAUAUGGUAUCGAAUCAAGCCUUCAUUGAUUCAUUUGCAUGACAAUGCACGACGAAACCAAGACACUCUUGCCUCCGGACCACCUCGAAGCAGCCUCGACCAGCGAUGUCUUUCUUGUGGAGCCCCACUCGCUGCGGUCAGAGGUUGCAUCGCUCAUAAAGCUCGCAUACCCGAUGGUUGCCACGUAUCUGAUGGAGUUCCUUCCGGGCUUCCUCUCGGUCUUGCUCGUGGGCCACCUCGAAUCGCCUCUCACAAAAGAGUAUGUGGACGCAGCCGCGCUCUCUACCGUGUUCUUGAACCUUUCAGGCCUCUCGAUUGGAUUUGGUCUUGCCUCGGCGCUGGACACACUCUGCUCUCAAGCUGUUGGCGCUGGGAAGACAAACCUUCUCGGUGGCUACCUCCAGUGCGGCCUCCUCGUCCUUGCGGUGACCUACGUUCCAAUGUUCUUGCUCAACUAUAACUCGGGGCUCUUUCUGGUUUGGCUUGGCCAAGACCCGGUCGUGGCGUCGCUGGCUGGCGAGUUUUCGCGCGUAACCGUGUUUUGUCUCCCGCUUUGCUUUACGUACGAGCUCCUCAAGAAGGUACUGCAGGCCCAGCACAUUGCUGCACCCAUGGCGUACAUUGCAAUCACAAGCAACCUCCUCUACGCUGGCGUCGGCUACUACCUCUGCUACUUCACCGACGCAGGAUUUCUCGGCAUUGCUUAUGCACGCUUGGUCUGCAAUACGUCGUUGCCGCUUCUUGCGAUCCUUUACAUCAAGUACACACGAGUGCAUGAGCAGUGGUGGCCGCAAGGGUCCUCGUGGACCUCGCAGUGGCACGACGCCGUACGCCUUGUUGGCGAAUUCCUCCAGUUUGGCGUUCCUGCCAUGGCCAUGAUGCUCCUCGAAUGGUGGGCGCUCGAGAUUCUCACGCUCAUGGCAGGCUGGAUGCCGUCGCCGGUGCUAGCCAUCAGCGUGCACUCGGUCGCCAAGAACCACAUGUUGUCACAUCUUAUCUUUCUCGGACUCUCGAUUGCGACGACGAUCCGAUUGGGCAACGAGAUCGGAGCGUACGAGCCGAUGCGCGCCAAGGUGAUCGUGUCGGCGUCGUACGUCGUUGUCGCGGCUACCGCGACCGUCCUUGGUGCUUUUGUUCUCGCCUUCCGACUCGUUUUGCCGGCGUGGUUGAUCAACGACGCGUCUUCCAUCCGUGCCCUUAGGACGACGCAAGGUGCUCUGUACAUCCUGGUUGUGUACCAAUUCGUGGAUGCGAUGAAGGUGGCCGCGCAAGGGCUCUUGCGCGGCAUGGGACGUCAGGCCAUCGGAGCGCACGUAAAUGCUGUCGCGUACUGCGCGAUUGGACUUCCGCUAGCUGCUCUUUUCGGGUUUCUUGCCGACUUGGACGUACCGGGGCUUUGGAUGGGCAUGACGAUCGGUGUCUCGUCAGCGUUCGUCUUCUUUACAGUGUACCUUGCGCGAACCAACUGGCGCCGCGUGGCUGACGAUGCUGCGAGUCGCAUGGACAAGUAAAUCGUUGCCUUUCCGGUUGAGCUUGCUAACCCUAAGCGUUCUACACUAACAUUCAAGAAGUUUUCGUGACUGC